Messenger RNA from Phyllostomus hastatus (greater spear-nosed bat), 4107 nucleotides. It is a transcript of the gene CC2D1B, whose product is annotated as coiled-coil and C2 domain containing 1B. Bases 165 to 2717 code for a protein of 850 amino acids. Gene Ontology annotation, cellular component: nucleus. The transcript has 25 exons. Gene Ontology annotation, molecular function: DNA-binding transcription repressor activity, RNA polymerase II-specific; RNA polymerase II cis-regulatory region sequence-specific DNA binding. NCBI's taxonomy places the organism in Eukaryota, Metazoa, Chordata, Mammalia, Chiroptera, Phyllostomidae. Gene Ontology annotation, biological process: regulation of transcription by RNA polymerase II. The record is from RefSeq and is a predicted model, not a curated record.
GUCACGUGUUAGUGCGCGAGCGGUGUCCGUAGGGGUAGCUUCCUGUCACCGCUGCCGCCGCCGCCGCCACCGCCCGGUGGCCACGGGAGCCCCGGGCGGUGCUGGGCGGAGAAGGCCUGGGUUGGUUUCGGAUUCGCUGCGAGACAGGUAUCUGGGCAGCCAAGAUGCCAGGGCCAAGACCUCGGAAGGGCCCUCAGGCCAGUGGUCAGGGUGUGGCAGCUGCCAAACAGCUGGGACUCUUUGUGGAGUUCAGCCCUGAGGACAUGCUGUUGGGGAUGGAGGAGACUGAAGAUGAUGGGGACCUGGAGGCCGAGCUACUGGCCCUCACUGGAGAAGCAGAGACCACAGGCAGGAAGCCAGCACCCAAGAAGCAGGGUAAGGCGCCCUUGCCUAUGGCCCACAUCGAGAAGCUGGCGGAGGACUGUAUGCGGGAUGUGGAGGAGGAGGAGGAGGAAGAAGGGCUGGAGGAUGAUACAGACUUGCUGGCUGAGCUGCAGGAGGUCCUGGGUGCAGAUGAGGAAGCUGGGUCCCCGUAUGAUGAUGAGACAGCUGUCCUGGGCAGCUCUGAGGAGGACAAGGGGCAGGAAAACACUGAACCUCCAGUGCAGACAGCUCUACUAACAGCUUCAGUCCCGGUGGCUCAGGCUGGAGGGCCUCGGGGGCUGCAGGCUCUGCUGGAGGAGCGGAUCCACAAUUACCAGGAAGCUGCGGCCAGCGCCAAAGAGGCAGGUGAAGCAGCCAAAGCCAGGCGUUGUGAACGUGGCCUAAAGACUCUAGAGUCCCAGCUGGCUGCUGUGAGGAAAGGCAGGAAGAUCAGUGAGGAUGAGAUACCGCCUCCAGUGGCCUUGGGCAAGAAGCCCCCGGCCCCCCAGGAGACAGCCAACAGGAGCCCUGUGGCAGACCUCUCUGCCCCCGCCACCCUGCUGCCAGACAACCCUUCUCAGCCUGAGACAAGCCUCUCGGGCAGCCCCGCCCCGCCCAGUUCAGACCCAGACCCUGGCCCACAGGCCCUGUUGGCGGCACGACAGAGGGAGUACAAAGUGGCUGCCCUGAAUGCCAAGCGGGCUGGAGACCUAGACCGUGCCCGAGAGCUCAUGAGGAUUGGGAAGAGAUUUGGUGCUGUGCUGGAGGCCCUGGAGAAGGGGCAGCCUGUGGACCUGAGUGCCAUGCCCCCAGCACCUGAGGACCUCCCAAAGGCUUCCAAGGCCCUCACAGCACCCUCAGUCGUACCCCCAGCUGUGGAGCAAGUGCACCCAGUGAUGGCCCCUGACACCCCAGCAACCCCAGUGGCCCACACUGAGCCACAAACAGUGCUGGAUGCCCUGCAGCAGAGGCUGAACAAGUACCGUGAGGCAGGCACCCAGGCCCGCAGCAGUGGGGAUGAGCGAAAGGCCCGGAUGCACGAGCGUAUUGCCAAGCAAUACCAAGAUGCCAUUCGAGCGCAUCGAGCAGGACGCAAGGUUGAUUUUGCCGAGUUGCCUGUUCCUCCAGGAUUCCCUCCCAUCCCUGGUGUGGAGCCCACUACAGGCACUGAAGAGGAUGCAGUAGCAGCCACUUUAGCUGCUGCUCAGAAACUAGCCUCCUCCGAGGAUAUAGCUCCAGCCAAGGAAGAUGGGGAUGAGGAUGAGGAUGAGCCUCCAGCCCAGGCCCCAGUAUCCAAGAAGCCUCUGGUCCCUUCAUCCCGCUCCCUGCCUGAGCCCAAGGCCUCAAGUUCUAAGGAGUCACUGAGCCCCUCUGUACGGGAGCAGCUGGCACUGCUGGAGGCCCGCAAACUGCAGUACCAGCGGGCAGCCCUGCAGGCCAAGCGUGGCCGGGACCUGGAACAAGCCAAAGCUCAUCUGCGGCUGGCCAAAUGCCUUGAGGCUCAGAUUAUCCAGGUCCGAGCCGGCCGACCGCUGGACCUCUCCAAGGUACCUUCACCCUUGACGGAUGAAGAGGGUGACUUCAUCCUCAUUCACCAUGAAGACCUGCGCCUCUCCCAGAAGGCUGAGGAGGUGUACGCCCAGCUACAAAAAAUGCUCCUAGAGCAACAUGAGAAGUGCCUGCUGUUCUCCAAGCAGUUCAUGCACCAGGGCAAUGUGGCUGAGACGACUCGGUUUGAGAAGCUUGCUCAGGACCGCAAGCAGCAGCUUGAGAUCCUGCAUCUGGCCCAGGCCCAGGGCCUUGAUCCUCCUAGCCACCACUUCGAGUUGAAGACAUUCCAGACUGUGAGGAUCUUCUCAGAACUCAACAGCACAGAGAUGCAUCUGAUCAUUGUCCGGGGAAUGAACCUCCCAGCCCCUCCAGGGGUGACGCCUGAUGACUUGGAUGCGUUUGUGCGGUUUGAGUUUCACUACCCUAACUCGGACCAGGCUCAGAAAAGCAAAACAGCUGUGGUGAAGAACACAAACUCUCCAGAAUUUGAUCAGCUCUUCAAACUAAACAUCAACCGAAACCACCGGGGCUUCAGGAGGGUGAUCCAGAGCAAAGGAAUCAAGUUUGAAAUCUUCCACAAAGGAUCCUUCUUCAGAAGUGACAAGCUGGUUGGCACAGCCCACCUGAAACUGGAGCGGCUGGAGAAUGAGUGUGAGAUCAGAGAGAUUUUGGAGGUCCUGGAUGGAAGGAAGCCCACUGGGGGCAAGCUGGAGGUGAGGGUGAGGCUGCGGGAGCCUCUGAGUGGCCAGGACAUGCAGACGGUCACCGAGAACUGGUUGGUCCUGGAGCCCAGGGGCCUGUGAGAAUAUAAAAGAUGAGUUCCAUGACGAUGGGGCCCUCACUGAGCUGGCAGGCCCCUCCAUGGAUCACCGGCACCAGAGCGCUGUCCAGGUCGUUCAUGUACUGCGAGGGAAGGGGCUGGCCAUUGCUCCCUGCUUGGUAGCCAACCUACACCGCAGAGAGAAGGGGAUGACAGGUUACUGGAUAGAGAAGGUCUCUUCAGAGGGCUGAGGGCCAAGGAGGCUGAGCAGGAAAGGAGAUGUCCUUCCUGGACAUGGGCCAGACACACAGCAGUUAACACCAAUUUCUCCUCCUUUUCCCUGAAUUGUCAUUUAUCAUCCUGACCCCUAACACUUGGUGGUCAUGAGAACUUGGGCAAGACACUUAACCUAAUCCUGUUAGAGUCUUAGUUUCCUGAGAUGGGGUUGGGGUGAUAUAGGGAGAUAUGGAAAGUUGGAAAUAUUACCUAAAUCUAUGGUUGUGACAAUGAAAAUGGGAAAUACACUAGAUAUUGUAAUCUGCUGUGUAUAAUGCACACUUUUGCCCAAAUUUCUGAGGUAAAAAUAAGGAUGCACAUUAUACACGGGUAUAAUAAUCACAUACCGUGGGUAUAGUAAUCCCAUGUAUAAUGUGCACAAAAACGUGGGUGUGCGUUAUAUACAGGAAAAUACGGUAACUCCCUAACAUAGCAGGAACUGAGCACUUAUUCUGCCAAUCAUCUGUCCACACACCGUUUUGAGCACUUACAAACCCAGAAAUUCAAAGAUUAAUGGAACAGGGCCCCUGCCCUCAAGAGUUCCACUCAUUAGCAGAAAACUCUUGUUUUUUAAUUGUUUCACAUGAGUUCUGUCUUUCCAACCAGAUUACUAGUUCCGUGUGACAAAGGACCAUGAUCCUGCACGUGUAUUACCCUGAGGUGCUUAGUACAGCACUGGGAAAGGCCUUACAUAGAAAACAUGUACUUGUUGACUGAUGACUAGUCAGGAAUGGAGCCAGAUCCAUAACCUUUCACAUUCUCCCUGAGAAUGAUGCAGCUUUGCGUCAAAGCAGGUGCACUGGGACAUGUCACAGGGAUCCAGAAUCCAAGAUGUACGGGCGCAGCUUGUUCUAUUCCACUUUGCUUUGCUGUGCUUUAUGGAUAUUGAGUUCUUCACAAACCAAAGGACUGUGGCAACCUUGCACUGAGCAAGUCUAUCAGACACCGCUUUUCCAGCAUUGGUUCACUGUGUUUCUGUGUCAUGUUCUGGUAACUCUAGAAGUAUAUCAAACUUUUUUAUUAUUGUUACAUUUGUUAUGGUGAUCUCCAAUCAGUGAUCUUUGAUGUUACUAUGGUAAAUGUUUUGAGGUGCCACUAACUGCGCGCACAUACAAGAUGGUGAACUCAAUCAAUAAAUGUGUGUGUUCUGACUGCUA